UUGUUUUAGUCUGCCAUGUAGGAAAUUGCUCCAUGUCUGUGCAUAAAUAUGAGAAUAAUCAACAUGCAUUCAAAGUUUCCUGGAUUGUAUAAUUUGGAGCUCUUGUUUUUCCCAGCCAGAGAAUAACCCCCGUUCAUGCCGGUGUCGGACCGUACAGACCUCUCUUACGUCACAUGAAGACCUGGACUAAUUGUGUGAAAUCCUGAGAGUAUUUAGAGGCCCAGAGCGGCAGACGGGCAGACACAGUCCUCCGACGCAGCAGCCCAGCAGCCUCAGCAUGAUCAACUUCAUCCUCCUGGCCGGUCACUUCACCAGCUUCGUCCCCAUCUCGGCCGUGCUGCUGUACGUCCUGGUCAAGCUGGUGUCCAGCUGCCGGCGCGGCCAGGUGGACGGCCGCGGCUAUGCCGUGCUGGUCACGGGCUGCGACAGCGGCUUCGGCCACCGGCUGGCUCUCGGCCUGGACCGGAGGGGGUUCGUGGUCUUCGCCGGGUGUCUGAGUCCAGAAGGAGUCGGGGCCCAGAGUCUGGCCAGAGACGGCUCCAGCAGGAUGAAGCUGCUCAAACUGGACGUCACCAAAGACCAGGACGUGCAGCAGGCCCAGAAGACGGUCCGGAAGAACCUCCCGGAGAAAGGUCUGUGGGCGGUUGUGAACAACGCCGGGAUCUCAGACUGGGCCGAGAUCGAGUGGAGCACGACGGAAGAUUUCCGCCACAUGGCCGAGGUGAACCUGUUCGGCAGCAUCAGGACCGCCGUGGCGUUCCUGCCGCUGGUCCGAGCCUGCAGAGGUCGGAUGGUCUUUGUGUCGAGCAUCUUUGCCUUCUUCAACUGCCUGAACAUGGGAGCCUACAGCGUGUCCAAGAGAGGACUGGAGGCCUUCGCUGACUGUCUGAGGGUAGAAAUGGCCAGUUUUGGAGUCAAGGUCAGCAUCAUCCAGCCGGGAAACUUCGCCGGCGCCACAAACAUCCAGAAGAUAAAAACCAGUUCCGACAUCUGGGAGAAACUGGACGACGACAAGAAGCUGAUGUUCAACCGGCGGUACGUGGAGCUGGCCAACGACUACUUCCUGUCCAUGUGCAGGACGGGAUUCAGAAGCCCCGACCUGGUGGUGGAUGCCCUGCUGCACUCCGUCACGUCCACUCAGCCCAAGAGCAGAUACCUGCUGGUGUCUGCGCUGGACAAGUUCUUCUUCAAGCUCUUCCCUUUCCUGCCCGCCGUCCUCACGGACGCCGUGUUUUCCUUCAGCGCCAUGUACGCCAGGAGAGGAAACAUGCUUUAUGCUAAAUGAGACGCACACGACACAG
Molecule: messenger RNA, 1301 nt
Organism: Cololabis saira (Pacific saury)
Lineage: Eukaryota; Metazoa; Chordata; Actinopteri; Beloniformes; Belonidae
Exons: 4
Coding region: 278-1285 (335 amino acids)
Molecular function (GO): oxidoreductase activity
Source: RefSeq, a predicted model, not a curated record